Messenger RNA from Oryza sativa Japonica Group (Japanese rice), 1772 nucleotides. RefSeq names its product outer envelope protein 39, chloroplastic. The record is from RefSeq and is a predicted model, not a curated record. Gene Ontology annotation, biological process: chloroplast organization; embryo development ending in seed dormancy. Gene Ontology annotation, cellular component: outer membrane. Lineage: Eukaryota; Viridiplantae; Streptophyta; Magnoliopsida; Poales; Poaceae.
GAAGGCCGAAGUCCAUUGUCCACUCCAUCCAAGUCGGCGCCGCUCUGAACUCUCUGGUAGUAACCCGACCGAAGCAAUCCCACUGCCAUCUCGGAUCUCCCCACCUCCCUCCGCUCCACGCAAAGCACCCGAGUCCCCCCACCCCGACCUCCCUCCCGCUCAAAAUCCCCCACCCCCGCGCGCCACGCCACCCCCUCCUCCUCGCCAUCCGUCCUGCCCCCGCCGUGGCGCCGAGCUCGCAUGAGGUGCACCUCCUCCCCGCGCCGUCCGCAGCAGCCAUGGGAGCUCAGCAGAGCGUCAAUGCGGGGAAAGCCAAGGUGGAUGUGCACGUCGACCUCACCCACAUGCUCUGCGAGGCGCUCCUGCUGCCGCCCAUGAGGAACUCUGGCGCCACCUUCUCGCAAAUCGUCGGAAGGAUAUCACUCAAACAUCCAAGCCUAUUUGGGAGGAGCGAGAAGUUAGAUGUCAUAUUGGAUAAGGGUAUCAAUGAAUCCAAUGCUGUCAUUGCCUUUAGACGGCCAAGGCCUGAAUGGUUAUCACAACAGUCAUUUGUCAUUCAGCACACAAUGACACCGGAAAUAGCGGUGCAUGGCUUUCCGGCUGACAACUUCACACGAUCAGGGAGCAGAGGGAUAAAUCUUAGUCGAUUGUCGCUUGGUGUUGAGCUUAAUGAACCAUCAACAUCAAACUGGACAUCCGGAACCAGUGUUAAAUUCGAGCAUAUCCGGCCUGUUAAUAACGAGGGACGCUCCAUAGCCAGGGACCAUGAUGGCUUUCCUCUAACAUGCAGUGGUAACCUCCAUGAUAACAUGAUUAUCUUGAAGCAAGAGUCUGGUUAUGCAGAUGUUAAUGAUAAUAGCUUCUUAAAAGUUAACCUCCAAAUGGAACAAGGAUUGCCACUUGUACCAAAAUCUCUGACCUUCAACAGAGUAAAAUGUGCAGUUUCGAAAGGCAUGAAAUUGGGGCCAACAUUUUUGGUUACUAGCUUGACAGGUGGUUCCAUUGUGGGGGACAUGGCGCCAUAUCAAGCAUUUGCAAUAGGCGGACUUGGUAGCGUACGGGGUUAUGGUGAGGGUGCAGUUGGUGCAGGAAGACUGUGCCUAAUUGCUAACUGUGAAUAUACGGUUCCUUUGGCAAAGCAUCUGGAGGGUUCUAUUUUCAUGGACUGCGGCAGUGACUUAGGAUCUGCUUGUCAUGUCCCUGGUAAUCCAGCUCUUCGACAAGGAAAACCGGGAUUUGGUGUUGGAUUUGGAUAUGGAAUCCACUUUAACACAGACCUUGGUCAAAUCCGAGUCGACUAUGCUAUGAAUGCCUUCAGUCGCAAGACGAUCUACUUCGGUAUCAACAGUGGUGGCGGUUCAUAGAUUAUGAAUACAGAGGAUUCACAUAGCAUAGAAUUGGCAGUUUGGCACUCAAAUUGAUUCUUUGCCAUAAGAUGGACACAAACCCUUCUUUUUUCCAUUUCAACUAGUGCUGACAUAAGCCGGUGGUUCUAACUUGUGACUUCUGGCAGACCCCUAGAUCAGUAGACCCAGUGGGUGUUCCAAACAUGCCACCGAAAUCAUUUGCAUGUUUGUGCCAGCAUUCGGAAGCUGUACAGUUGAGAUGUGUGCCUUUUGUAUUUUCUCCUGUUUGGAGAUUGAACAGAUGGGCCAUAAGAUAGACAUGCACGAACAGCAAACCCUGUGAGAUGUGGAAAUUUUGACGCUUCUCAUGAUCUUAUUCUUUUAUAUAGAAAUGAGAAAAAUACAUCAUUCAUGAUGGUCUGUCAA